UGCCACUGCGACAACACCCUUACCGUCAUGUCUACGCUCGCUGACGAGCUUCUGAAUGAUUUUGAAGACUCUGGCGACGAGAAUGAGGACCAGACGCUUCAAGAUCACGAAUCGGCCAACGGCCUGAAUGGCGUCCGUCAAGACGAGCAUGAAGACGGCAUGCCCGAGGAUGCUGCAAACGACGAAACCAUGGUGGAAGAUGACGAUGAGGAGGAGGAGAAAGAAUUUGUUCAAGCGAAUCUUUUAGAGGACGAGGAUGAGACAAAGGCCAAAGUCGAGAAGAUGCACUUGGGGUUGGUUCGCGACGUGCGAAGUGUCGCAGGGUUGAUGAAGACUCUUCAACCGGUACUUGAUAAAAUCUCCCAUUACCAGAACCUCCCUCCGAACCUGCGAACUACAACAGUCGGAUCAAUCGAAGACAAUCCCGAGUACCAUCUCCUGACGCAGUCGAACUCUCUAUCGACUCAGAUCGACAAUGAGAUCAUCCUUGUCCAUAAGUUUAUUCGCGAUCAUUAUUCUACUCGCUUCCCCGAACUCGAGACAUUGGUGCAGAAUCCUUUGGACUAUGCAAAGACGGUGGCCAUUAUUCGAAAUGGACCCCUUGAAAAUAUCAAAGCGUUGGCAGACUCUACCGACAAUCUAGUCAAAGCAACUCUGAGGUCUGUUCUCGAUGGGCCAACACUUAUGGUCGUGACCGUUGAAGGUACUACUACCAAGGGACAACCUUUAAGUGAUGCAGAGCUCGAGACAACGUUACGCGCAUGUCAGAUGGUCAUAGAGCUUGAUCGAGCGAAAAAGAUUCUGACAGAGUAUGUCCAAUCAAGGAUGAACAUUUUUGCGCCAAACUUGACGGCAAUCAUUGGCUCUCUCACCGCUGCCCAGCUGCUCAACUUUGCUGGAGGAAUAAAAGGCCUUGCAAAAGUCCCUGACCGGAACGUUCCUGCCAUGGGAUCAAGAAAGCAGAAGCAAAGCGGCCUGGCGACGAAUGUUGGAAUACGUCAACAGGGAUUUUUAUAUCAUUCGCCUCUGAUUCAAAGCAUUCCCAAUGAUCUGAAGAUUCAAGCCAUGCGCAUCGUCUCUGCGAAGCUCGUUCUUGCGGCUCGCGUGGACAGUGUGCAUCAAGCACCAGAUGGAUCCACAGGAGAGCAACUUCGCGAUGAUUGUCUGCGACGACUAGAUAAACUAACCGAACCACCACCCAAUAGAGGGCCCCGAGCUUUACCUGCUCCCGAUGACAAGCCUAGUAGGAAACGAGGUGGUAGAAGAGCACGCAAGGCGAAGGAAGCUACCGCCAUGACAGAAUUGCGAAAGCAACAGAACAGAAUGGCGUUUGGUAAGGAAGAAAAGGAGGUCGGCUAUGGCACCGGCGAGGAAACUGCAGGACUGGGCAUGAUCGGUCAAUCCAACGAUGGGCGUAUUCGUGCCACCCAGAUUGAUCGUCGAACAAUGGCCAAGCUCAGCAAGAAGAAUCCCGGUUGGGGUGCUUCUGGUACAUCGACCAGCUUAAACAGUGGCAUGAACACAUCGCUGAAAGGAUUUGGCAUGGGAGGAAACACGACUUCGCUUCGAGCGUCAGGUCUUCGCACGAGUGGAGUCGGAGGUACGGCCAGUUCUAUUGCCUUUACGCCAGUGCAAGGUCUUGAGUUGGUGGAUCCAAAAGUCCAAGCCGAGCUCAAGAGGAAAAGAGAGGCCGAGAGUGCAGGUUAUUUCUCGAGUGGAACAUUUACCCAAGCCAACGCUGGUAAGACCGAAGGAGGAUUCAAGGUUCCAUCGUUACCUCCUGCAAAGAGGUCAAAUAUGGGUCCUCCACCAGCUCCAGGAAGGUGAACAGCGCCGCAACAGUACUAGAAGUUAUUGCACUAUGGACAUGGUCACUGAUUGUGUAGCAAAUACUGUGUGGUUGGCUGCUUGAGCCGCAUUGCUUUGUCCACGAGCGACUACCAAUUGCACUCUAUAUUGCCAUCACAGAGAGCUAAAUGCUACAAAGAUUGUGAUCAACUAUGAUGUCGACUUGAUGCUCCUGGACAUAUUGAACGGAACCCAUCUGCAAUCUUGAAAUUCCGAUCAUAACGAAUGGAAAGAUUGCAGCCGAUAUGAUUGCCAUGCGAUCGAUAUUCAUGAACUAGCCUUCGAAAUGCGAGACAAGGAACCAUUUCAUCUACAUUCGGGCUUCGUUGCCCUCAUGUGCCCAGUGGAUUAGCAGGAGAGAAGCGAUCGAAGAAUAUCGGCACUGGGUCUGUGACAAUGACCAGCCAAGACACUUUUGCGAAAAUGAAAGGCAGAGCCUAUCUGGAACCAUAGGAGCUAGGGAGCGUCUUCAGCCACCGCGGUGCACGUGUGCUGGGCCGUUACAAACCUCUUAUCAACCAGUCUCUCCAUGACAAUGCCUACAUGAGUUGCAUUGUUUGCAGCAUACGUACCCACCUCCCCCAAGGUGUUUGAGAGCCGCCCUGCAUGCACGAUGGGAACCGAAUUGCUUCUGUCGUGUCAACGAGGUACGACGUUCAGGCAUCAAGUGUAGGGGAGAAGUCCGAACUUUGGUAGACACCAUACUCCCUGAACUGCACUGGACAUCAUAUAUGCUUUGCUAUAACGUAUAGAUGAGCAGAAAGAUCAAGAAGAUCACUUUUCUCCUUUUCUACAGAAGAAAUUUCUACGAGGGAAAAAGAAAAAUGAGACCUUGAACUCGGUAGUAUAGUGUCACGCCGAGACAUCUUAUGGUGGUGUCUCGAGGAAUAAAU
Messenger RNA from Exophiala oligosperma, 2741 nucleotides. RefSeq lists its product as uncharacterized. The record is from RefSeq and is a predicted model, not a curated record. The coding region runs from base 28 to 1827 and encodes 599 amino acids. Lineage: Eukaryota; Fungi; Ascomycota; Eurotiomycetes; Chaetothyriales; Herpotrichiellaceae. Gene Ontology annotation, biological process: mRNA splicing, via spliceosome; spliceosomal tri-snRNP complex assembly. The transcript is spliced from 3 exons. Gene Ontology annotation, cellular component: U4/U6 x U5 tri-snRNP complex; U4 snRNP; precatalytic spliceosome.